GCCCGGCGGCGGCAGCGCCCCGCGCCCCGACAGCUCCGCGCGCGCCGCCGCCCCGGGGGGGUCUGCCCCCCCCCCCCCCGGUCCGGUCCCGCCGCCCCCCCCAUGCGCUCCCCUCCAUGACGAUCCUCCCGAAGAAGAAGCCGGUUCCGGCGCCCGACGGAGACGCUGAUUCGGGCCCGGACGCCGGCCCCGAGCGCGGUGCGGACGGAGGCCCCGAGCGCGGCCCCGGCGGCGUUGGCGAGCCCGGAGGCCCUGGCGGGGUGGGGGGGCCGCGGCCCAGGGCCUCGCCGCCGCCGCCGCUGCGGGGCUGGGCCGGGCUUCCCGCCGCCGGAUCCCCCCCUCCCGCCGGCCCCGGAGGCCCCGUUGGAGGCGGCCCCGGCCCUGGGGAUGGUCCCGCGGCGCUGCUUGGGUUGGACGCGGCCGCGCUGGGGCUGCCCGAGCCCCGCGGGCCCGGCGGCGGCGGAGGAGGAGGUGGCCCCGGGCACAGCAAGAGGCGGCGGCGAGGAGGGGCCGGCCCCAGCGCGGGCCCCGGCGGAGGAGGCCCCGGCUGCGGCGGCCCCGUGGGGCUGGCGCUGGGCUUGGGCCCCGGUGGCAGCCCCGGCCCCGAUGAGGCGGGAGGUGGCUACAACAGCGAGGACGAGUACGAGGCCGGGAGGGUGGAGCUGGACCCGGCCACGGCCGAGCAGCAGGAGCACUGGUUCGAGAAGGCACUGCGGGAAAAGAAAGGCUUCAUCAUCAAGCGCAUGAAGGAGGAUGGAGCCUGCUUGUUCCGGGCCGUGGCCGACCAGGUCUACGGAGACCAGGACAUGCACGAGGUGGUGCGCAAGCACUGCAUGGACUAUCUGAUGAAGAACGCCGACUACUUCUCCAACUACGUGACAGAGGAUUUCACCACCUACAUCAAUCGCAAGCGCAAGAGCACGUGCCAUGGUAACCACAUCGAGAUGCAGGCCAUGGCCGAGAUGUACAACCGCCCCGUCGAGGUCUACCAGUACGGCACUGAGCCCAUCAACACCUUCCACGGGAUUCAGCACAACGAGGAUGAGCCCAUCCGGGUCAGUUACCACCGCAACAUCCACUACAACUCCGUCGUCAACCCUAACAAGGCCACCAUCGGCGUGGGGCUGGGGCUGCCCUCCUUCAAACCGGGGCUGGCAGAGCAGUCACUGAUGAAGAGUGCCAUCAAGACCUCGGAAGAGUCGUGGAUCGAGCAGCAGAUGCUGGAGGACAAGAAGCGGGCGACGGACUGGGAGGCCACCAACGAGGCCAUCGAGGAGCAAGUGGCCCGCGAGUCCUACCUGCAGUGGCUGCGCGACCAGGAGAAGCAGGCGCGGCAGGUGGGUGUCCCUCCUAGCCCCCCAUGUGUCCCCACCACUGCAUGGGGGGUUUCAUGGGUCCCUGUGUCCCCGCAGCCCCGCAAGGCCAGCGCCACGUGCAGCUCAGCCACAGCAGCGGCCGCCAGCGGCCUGGAGGAGUGGAGCGGGCGCUCGCCCCGCCCACGCAGCGCGGCCCCAUCACCUGAGCACCCCGGUCUGCACCCCGAGGCGCCCGGCCCCAAGCCCCCUUCACCCGGAGCACCCCCCGCUGGCAAACCCCCAUCGCCCUGUGCCCCAGGGACCAGCAGCCAGCUGGGGGCGGGGGGGGGCCGGGCCACCCCCCCACUGGUGUCCCUGUAUCCCGCGCUGGAAUGCCGCGCCAUCAUGCAGCAGAUGUCCCCCACUGCCUUCGGCCUCAACGACUGGGAGGACGAUGAGAUCCUGGCAUCGGUGCUGGCCGUGUCACAGCAGGAGUACCUGGAGACCAUGAAGACCUCCCGCCACAGAGACCCCACCACCGACAAGAGUUGAUAUUGAACCCCUGGACUGCACCCCAAACCCCCCCGGCCCCCCCCCAAGGGACCUCUAGGUGGGGGGGAGGCAUUUUACUAUGGGGGGGGUCACACAGACAACAACCUCCCCGCCCUUUCCACCAGGGAGGGGGACACAGCGCUGGACGCCGCGGGAUGAGCUUUGGCUCUGCUGAUGUGGGGAGGAUGGAAGCCGUCCCCCCCAUAUUACAGCUGGAAGGAAGGUGGGGGGUGGAAUGGGGUGGGGGGAGUCCUUUUGGUUUAGGAUCUCCCCUUUCUUUCCCAAUGGGGUUUUGCUGUUGGGGGGGGUCCCCAUCUCUGCCCUCCCCACCUCCUCCCAGAGCAUCCCGUGCUCCCCCCCAGCCCCCAGGGGUGGGGGAGGCUGUGGGGAUAGGGGUGCUGCCCCCCCCUCCCCCAGUGUGCCCUGUUAUUAAACUGAUGCCCAGCAGCCCCCCCGA
Molecule: messenger RNA, 2304 nt
Organism: Pezoporus occidentalis (night parrot)
Lineage: Eukaryota; Metazoa; Chordata; Aves; Psittaciformes; Psittacidae
Gene: OTUD5
Product: OTU deubiquitinase 5
Exons: 8
Coding region: 117-1847 (576 amino acids)
Biological process (GO): protein deubiquitination
Molecular function (GO): cysteine-type deubiquitinase activity
Source: RefSeq, a predicted model, not a curated record